AUGCUUUAGUAUCCCUAAACACCUUAAACCCAAUAAAUAAAGCCAUGUCAAGUUAGUUAAAGUAGCAGACCUUUAUAAACAAGACAAAGCAAUGUAAUACAAGACACCCGAAAAGAAAUAAACAUAGAAGAAGAACAAAGAAGAAUAUUAUAAGAACGAGAAUAAAUAAUAUCUUAAUUUUCCCAACAAUUACGAGAUCCGAGAACAGGUGCAUUAAAACCCGGAAUCUAAUAAAAAAAUUACGAUGAUGGUUCUAGAUUUGAAGGAUCUUUAAGAGGAGAUAUAAGAUAAGGAGCAGGAAUAUAUUUUUACCCAAAUGCGGAUGUAUAUGUUGGUGAAUGGUAAAAUGACUUAUUUCAUGGAGAAGGUUGUUAUAUAUUUUAAUCAGGCGAAAGAUAUUAAGGAUAACUUGUACAAGGAAGAAAAGAAGGAUAGGGAAUGUACAUAUAUACAAAUGGUAAUAGAUAUGAAGGGUCAUGGUUAAAUGAUAAAAAACAUGGUUAUGGAGUAUAUCAUUACGUAUCAUUAGGAGAAAGAUACGAAGGUGAAUGGGAAAACGGAGAAAAAUAAGGAGAAGGAAUAUAUUACUUCGCAUAUGGAGAUAGAUAUGAAGGAUAAUGGCAUAAAAAUAUGAAAAAUGGAAAGGGAGCUCUCUUCUAUGCUUCAGGAGCUGAAUAUGAUGGCGAAUGGAUAAAUGAUAAAGUACAUGGAUACGGAGUUAUGGUUUGCUAAAAUAGAGAUAGAUAUGAAGGUGAAUUUUUCGAAGGUUAAAAAUGUGGAAAUGGUGUUUACAUUCAUGUUGAUGGAUCUAGAUAUGAAGGUGAAUGGGCAAGUGAUGAUAAAAACGGUCAAGGUGUUUUAUAAUUCUCUAACGGAGAUAUUUAUUAAGGAUCCUUUGUGGACGGAGAAAGAAAUGGACCUGGUAUUUAUUAAUAUGCAAACGGUGAUAUUUAUGAUGGUAAUUUGCUUAAUGGAAGAAAAAAUGGCACUGGUACUUAUACUUUUGCUAACGGAGAUUCUUAUGAAGGAUAUUUUGUAAAUGGAUUAAGAUAAGGAAAAGGUAUUUAUACAUGGUCUGAUAAAUCUUAUUAUAAAGGAGAUUGGGAAUAGGAUAGAAUGAAUGGUAGAGGUAUAUAUUGUAGUUCUGAUGGAAAGUAAGUGGAAGGAUAUUUCGAAAAUGAUAACUUUAUAAGACCUAUUUGAAAAUAAAAUAAAGUUCAAUAAAUUUAUAUAAAUAUUAAAGAUUAUAUAUAUAAAUCAUUUUUAUAU
Molecule: messenger RNA, 1269 nt
Organism: Ichthyophthirius multifiliis
Lineage: Eukaryota; Ciliophora; Oligohymenophorea; Hymenostomatida
Product: morn domain repeat protein
Exons: 4
Cellular component (GO): cytosol
Source: RefSeq, a predicted model, not a curated record